UUGUCAUCAGCAUUUUCUUUGUAUUUCUCACUAUAUUACAUUCCAACCUUUUUUAUAUACUUAUUGUUAGCUUUCUUCUUGACCUCAAACCAAUUUCUAUUCUUUACUUCUUCCCAAGAGUCCUUUUAUUUACUUGGAUUUAAUUUUGUGUGGCAAAUUGCUUUCUUUGCUUUAAAAACCUUUUUACGCUUUUCCUCCUCUCACGCGUUUAUUUUUCAUUUUAUUUAGAGCAAAAAUUUUAUUUUUUUAUCCUCGCAGCAAUAAACGUUCUUUUCCUCGUUUCUCAAUAAAUCCAAUUUUAUUCAAAUAUCACUGAUUGUCCCCAAAAAUGCUUGGAAAGGAUUCAAAAUUUAUGAAAAUGACUGCCAAAAUGCGUCAAGAGACUUAUCGUCGAAAAUCAAGUGAUAUAUUAAACGCAGCAAAGUCUGUUUAUGGACCAGCACCUAAACCCUUUCCGGAUCGAAAUGAAUGGUUGAAUCAACGCUUUUCCAAUAUUUAUUGGUCUUUUAGAAAAUUACAAUUUCAAUUAUUUUUUAAAAAUGAAGGUUGGUAUAAAUUUAAAAAAAAAUUUAUUUAUUUUUAA
Meloidogyne enterolobii is the source of this 583-nucleotide messenger RNA. Lineage: Eukaryota; Metazoa; Nematoda; Chromadorea; Rhabditida; Meloidogynidae. The record is from the annotation of a GenBank genome assembly.